UUCAGAGGGAAAAUCGCGCACCUGGCAACUCCGGCGCCCUGCGUGGUCAGGUCUGGCUCACUGUCUGGCUUAGUUUGUGGAGAAUGUGCGCUACACAGCGAGCGGAGUGUGAGAGGACAGUCGUGUUAUACGCUGUGUAGGCUAACUUCUGCUCCAGCACGUCCAGGUUUUAUGGAAAAGUAAAAAAACAAACAAAAAAAGAAGGUCUCAGGAGUAGGCUGUGCUCCAGGAAAUGACCAGUCAUGUUCUCCGCCUCAAGCCACUGAGUGAGAGGGAAACACACAAGCUCCAGCUCUUCUCAUUCUCCUCCUGAGACAUGGACUACACGGGGAUAAAACUCUGAGUAAAACUAUAAGAUACGCAGGGAUGCAGGGGUCUCUAGCACGGAUUUGCGUGGUUGUGGCAGCUGCCAUUCUCAACCAUCCAUUUUUCCCUAAGGAGAACACUACCAUCCCAGAAGAGGAAGAAGACAUUUUGGCCCGAAUGAAGGAGCAUGAGGAGAUGCUACAAGCUGAACAAGAACGCCUUGAACAAGAGAUCUCAAAGGCAGAUCAAGAAGCCACAAACUCUGGCCUUGACUACUAUGGUUGGUACUUUUGGAGCACACUUUCUCUUGUCAUUUUCUUCACUAUUGAAGUUUGUAGGCAGGAUCUGAACCCUGGUGAAACACCUGCCCGUGCUGAAGAUGAAGAAGGAUACACCAACAGUGGGUCUCUCAAUCCUAAGGAUCUGAUCUUAGAUAAAAGUGUCCUAAGCAACCUCUGUGAGACCAGCUUCCAGCCCUUUGUCCAUGAGAGUGGGAGAGUGCAGGAGUUUGUUGAAGGCUUUGCAGAUGACUUACUGGAAGCUUUGAGGAGCAUUUGUGACCGUGAUGUUGACAUGGAGCUUGAGGACUUUAUUGGAGUGGGCAGCAUGUUUGAGUCCUGGAGAGUGUGUAAGCCUGUCAUGUGUGACCUCAUUGUGCCAUUUGCAACCCCAGAACCUUACAAUUUUCAGUUCGAUCUAUGGUGUGAUGCAUCCUCUGACAUCCCACUGGACCUGCAAGGAUGUGGGAAGAUUAAGUUGGUAAGAUUAAGUGAGAAUUGCCCAGACUGCUUCUCUGGCAAAACCACAGUCGAUGAGGAUAUGCUAUGCCUGCUUCACAACAGAAACCACGAUAGCAAAGCUGAUAACCAUGCUUUGGAAGAACUACUCUGCUUAAGAAACACUGCUUAUCUGUCUAAGGAUCAGGUCAUGAAAUGGUUCCAGAUCUCAGUGACAAGAGCAUGGGGGCGGAUCUCUCACAAAUAUGAGUUUGAACUCACUUUCCGCAACCUGGAUUUCCCUGGUGCCUUGAAGGUCAGGUUCAGGUCAGGAAAGGUUAUUGUUCUAAACAUUACACCUGCUAUCCAGCUUGAAGAUUCACAUGCAUACUUCAUCUCUCAUUUUCCUUCAGACAGUGGUAACACCACAGAUAUCCACUGGCACCUCUCAUUCACUGUUUAUGAAAGAAACCUGCUCAAACACAUGGCAAAGAAACUUCCAGAAAACUCUUGUCACCUCCGAUGCCUUCAGCUUGUUUCUUUCUUGCACAAAAAACAGUCAGGUCUAAGAGGCAGAAGUUCCCUUACAAAUUACCAUCUGAAGACUGCAUUCUUGCAUCUACUGUUGAGUAAAUCUCCUUCAGCAUGGAGACCACAGAAUCUGGACCAGAGGUUGCGGGACCUUUUGGCUUUUCUACAGAAAAGCUUGCAGGAAAAGAGACUUACUCAUAUUAUCAUUGGGAACCCACUUGUUCCACUUGAAAUUGGAGUUCCAGCAAUAUUUCAGGAUGCAGAACCAAUAAACCUUUUCAGGCCUCUGGUGUUACAGAGGCAGGUAUAUGCAAAGAUGGUGGAAAAUUUUGAAGAGAUGCUCAGAAAUGCACCAGUGCUUAUUCAAGAGUACGCGCCACACUUCCCUAAUGGUGGACUUAAUUCAACAACCGUGCCCUAGAAUGACUAACUGCACCAACGGAAAUUUGGGACUCAGUAGCUUACUCAUCAGCCCCAGAGACAUCCAGGCUGUAAUUGAAUAACUGUCUAUGUAAAUAGUUUUUUAAGCACUGAAAUUACUCCAUACAAAUGACUAAGGUUGUACAUUGAUUAGAAAAAGCACUUGUGAUUCCAUAUAGGCAGCUAUUAUGUGCUAAUAUGCAUGGUUCAUAUUAUGUAAAUGCUUAUUUAAGUGUAGUGUUAUUUUAAACAUCUAAUAAUAUUGAAAAAUUAAUCAUAUUACAGUGCCUCAGCAGUAUUAUAAAAAUUAUUUUUCUGUUUCUAACUGUCGUUUCAUGGAUUGGGAGUGUUGGAACAUUCCUUUGGUCAUAGUCAUGAUGACUGGUUUUAUUUUCAUAGUGCUUUGAAUAACAUCCUAUAUAUUGUUAAAAAGAAAGUUUACAGAGAUUUAGGCCUGACACACCCAGUGAGCAAGGCAAGCUUGUUUGAUUUGUAUCGCACUGUAACAAGUGACAUUUUCACAAAGCAUCUUGAUACAACCGUUGGCAGAGUGGAUCAGCGAGUAGCAUUGUUUACUCACAGCUAAACAGCUAGUUCCUGUCUGUGUGGAGUUUCUAUGCAUGUUCAUGUUCAUGCCAGGAGGUGGACUGGCUUCUCUAAAUUGCCCCUAGGUGUAAAUGAGUGUGUGUAACUGUAAUUUCCCUGCAGUGGACUGGUGUCCCAAUCAGGAUGUAUUCCCUAUAAGCAUGUUCUCUCUCCAGACGGAUCCCUGACCAGGAUAAAUCCUGAAGACGAGUGAAUGAAUGAAUAAAUGAAUCCUGAGACUCCAGAUCCAGACUCCUAAUGAGGAAGUUAAGGGUGACAGUGCCAAGGACACUUAUUCUCCUCUGGGCAGCAAGCAAAAUUAAAAUCAUAGAUGAAAUGUACAAACUUGGAAUUAAACAAAGGUACUUUAAUACCAUUUCAUGACACAGACUGUGACACAGACUAUAUCUGUAAAAACAAACAAAAAAAAAAAGUCUGUACUGAAAAACACUUAUAUCAGAGUAUUCAUUUUAGAGUUGAAAUUAUUUCAGUAUAGACAUAAUUUUAUAAGCCAUAGUCAUAAUUGGGCUUUCCCUCAAUGAAUGAGGUAAAAAAGACUUUGUGGACAUCUGCACUGAACUUGAGCGCCUUCACUGCUGGAUCCUCUUGCAUGCGUACAAUCCAGUUGUUCAGCUCAGGAGCGCCAUCCAGACAGCUGGGAAAGAAUGAGCAUGUGUUCAUAUACAACACUUACUGAAACUAUAAUCAUAUUCAUUCCCCAAAUGCAGAGAUAGCAUACAUUACAAAUAAGAAAAUAUAUAACAUGGAUCUGCUUUGGUUCAAAUACACAUUGUUAUUUUAUGUUUUUUGGUUGUUCUUGUUGUGCUCUUGUAUAAAUAAGAAUUUAUACAAAUAAAUAAAUAAGAAAUAAAUAAGAAAAAACAUACUAUUUGAGCUGCCAGGCCUCCACCCUCUCAAACCAUGGCCAGAUCAGAUAGUCAAUCAUAGUGACUGAAUCACCUCCAAAGUAUUUGGUUUUCUUGUUAACAAGAACCUGCCAAAGUAUAAAAUAAAGAUAAAAUAAAUGCAGCUUCAUAUGCAAUACUGAGACUUAAACCACAAAUCCAAAUAUCUGUAUGGUCAAUGUAAAUGGUUUAAACCCUUCAUUUACUGUUUUGGGUUAAAACUGUAAUUCAACUCAACCAUUUAAAUAUUGUACUAUACCUUA
Pangasianodon hypophthalmus (striped catfish) is the source of this 3726-nucleotide messenger RNA. RefSeq names its product inositol 1,4,5-trisphosphate receptor interacting protein (gene itprip). NCBI's taxonomy places the organism in Eukaryota, Metazoa, Chordata, Actinopteri, Siluriformes, Pangasiidae. Bases 367 to 1974 code for a protein of 535 amino acids. The record is from RefSeq and is a predicted model, not a curated record. Gene Ontology annotation, cellular component: membrane. The transcript is spliced from 2 exons.